Molecule: messenger RNA, 5352 nt
Organism: Achroia grisella
Lineage: Eukaryota; Metazoa; Arthropoda; Insecta; Lepidoptera; Pyralidae
Gene: mmd
Exons: 28
Coding region: 1-5352 (1783 amino acids)
Biological process (GO): membrane protein ectodomain proteolysis
Molecular function (GO): metalloendopeptidase activity
Source: RefSeq, a predicted model, not a curated record
AUGGAGUCGAAUUUAAAAAUGCUAGAAGCUAAAAACAAAGCUAUAUUUCAACGUAUUACAAGAUUGCGUGAUACUUGUAAAAAUCUGUCACCGUCGUCAAUCGACUUACGCUCCGCAGAGGCAUUCAUGGCGGACAGUGAAACCAUUGAUAUACUGCGCCAUGAAUAUAUACAAAAUUUAGAUUCUAUAAACGAGUUACAAAUGCAGUUGAAUCCUAAAUUUGAACCUGAUUACCAGGCACUUUUAACGUUUGAAGAUAUUUUUAGUCGAAUAAAAAGAUGUCGUUUAAUAUUAAGCGAAGCGAAUAAGCCUUCGUCUUCACAAUCGGUACCGCAUAAUAAAUCUAGUAUCAAACUAGAACCUCUCUGUAUUCCUUGUUUUGACGGGAAUAUGUCCACCUGGUCUAGCUUUUAUGAAUCCUUUAGGGGUAAUAUUCAUUGUAACACCGAUUUAACCGAUUCUCAAAGAAUUCAGUAUUUACUUAGUAAAUUAACUGGAAGCGCUCAAAAAAUAAUGGCCGGUAUAAUUCCGUCUGGUGAUAAUUAUACUUCCAUAUGGGAAAGUUUAGUAAAGAAAUAUCAGGAUAAAAGAGCCGUAGGUUCAUAUUAUAUUUCUACAUUAUUGAACAUUAAAUCGGCCACAAAUAAUUCCGCUUCAUUAAAUAAUUUCAUCGAAACUUUCGAUGCCGCUGUUGCUGCUAUGCGUCAAUUAAAGAUUGAUGAUAUGCAAGAUUUUAUUUUAUUGAACUUAGCCUUACGAAAGGUGGAUUUAAGUACUACACAGGCUUUCGAAAUGACCGCUAGAAAUAAAGAUAUACCGAGUUAUAUGGAUUUUGUAGAAUUUAUAAAAGAUCCUCACUGGCAUAUGCCAGGUGAGAUCGAACUUGUAUUAGGAGCAAAUUUGUUCCCUUAUAUUCUUUUAAGUGGAAAAAUAAUAAGUCCACCCGCACCGCCAGCCAUAGAAACUAUUUUUGGUUAUGUUUUUAUUGGUGACGUUCCCUGUAAUAAUGCGACCACGUCUGAUCGUGAUCAUACCGCGCCUCAACAAGACUCAUCUUCCUCUGCUUUCUUAACAUGUAUUGAAAAUAAUCUUAAUGAUUCUCUCUCUAAAUUCUGGGAAUUAGAGGAGGUUCCUAUAAAUAAAUAUUUAAGUCCCGCAGAAAAGGAAUGCGAGCAAAUGUACUCUUCUACCGUGUCCCGCGACUCGUCAGGUCGUUAUUGUACUGUUUUACCGUUUUAUAAGGAUCCAAGCGAGUUAGGUAAUUCCCGUAUCACUGCUUUUCGUCGCUUGCUAUCGCUAGAACGCAAACUAGAAAGUACAGGUUUGCGCGCUGAUUAUAAUGCCAUCAUAAAAGACUAUAUAGACAACCAAUAUUUAUCUGAAGUUUUAAAUACAUCCGAUAAUAUGGAUGACGGUUACGUCAUACCGCAUCACCCUGUCAUUAGGCAGGAUAAAGACACCACCAAGCUUUGUGAUGAUGAACGCGAUAACUUCCCGCUGGCUGCUUCUAUAGCUGAAAGGGAACUGUAUAUGGACGAUUUAGCUACGUCUAUACUAAAUGAGGUUGAUGCUGUCGAGGCUACCGCUCAAUUAAUUAAUAUGUUUAAGUCAGGUGGCUUUCAAUUAGUUAAAUGGUCUAGUAAUUCAAAGAACCUACUAGAGAGCAUUCCUACACCGCUGAAACUUGCACAGCAAGUUGAGUUUGAUAGACAAGCCGAUUACACACUGGACGAUUCGUUUUGGAAUGAGGAGAGCCCAGUCGGCGAAGUGGAGCGGUUGCUACGCGAGUACCGUCAGAACCAGGAGUUGGUCCGUAAUAUUGGGGCGCAUUACUACCAGAUCAUAUACCCUGUGCAGCUGCGACACCACGAGAAGAUGGGCAUCUCCACGCGAGAGGUGAACACGCCGAAGGGUCGCGGUUACGGUUCGGAGUAUCAACAAGGCACUAGAUCGCGGACGAGGGCUGGCAAACACUUCCACAGAACAUCCCUUCUCAUCAAAGCUUUCAACCACAAGUUCAGACUGGAUCUAGAGCUUAACACGCAACUGCUGGCUCCGAAUUUAAAGCAAACACAAUAUUUAGCAAAUGGUGCUGAAAGUGAUAUUAGGACGGAAAUCGAGCAUUGCUACUAUCAUGGUACAGUAAAAGACUACCCUGGUGCUUCAGCCGCCUUUCACACCUGCAAUGGCGUGUCCGGCGUCAUACAUAUAGGCAACGAGACAUUCGUCAUACACCCAUUCUAUGGAGGCGAUCUAUCGCAGAAACACCCACAUGUGAUCUUCGAGGCGAGGACCAAGGCGAACAAGGGCUGCGCCAACAAGCUCGAGUUCAGGCCCAAGAGUAGAAGAACGAAGCACGUGUCGUUCGUUGAGGAGCCGCUCGGUGAUGACCCUGGGACCAUGGACGGCACCCGUUCCAAAGAGGGCCGGGAGUGGAGGUGGUGGCACAACACUGGCCUCCGAGCCCUCAACCGACGGAGGAGGGACGUCCGGGAGACCACCAAGUACAUCGAGACCGCGCUGGUGAUCGACAAAGCGAUGUUCGACCGUAGAAACGGGAGCACAAGGUCGGAAGUCGUACACGACGCCAUUCAAGUAGCCAAUAUUGCUGAUCUGUAUUUCCGCACAUUAAACACGAGGGUGUCACUAGUGUACAUAGAGUCCUGGCAGAGUGCAGACCAGGCGGAUAUCGACCGGAAACAGGACAUAACGCGGGCUAUACUCAAAUUCAGCGAUUACACAGCCAGGAAAUUGUUCAAGGUUGAUAAAGACACUACACAGUUGCUCACUGGUCUAACGUUCCCUGGUGGAGAAUCUGGUAUAUCUGUUCCUGAUACACUGUGCACUCCGAAGUCUGUUGGAAUAUCGGUAGACACAAAUACAUACGAGCCUCAUCUCCUUGCUGGCACUAUGGCUCAUAUGAUUGGACACAAUAUUGGAAUGGGUCAUGACGAUGGAAGAGAGCAGUGUUUCUGUCGGGAUUGGCACGGCUGCAUCAUGGCGCAGUCUAUAGUCGGCUCUGACAACGUCCAACCUUAUAAGUUCUCUGAUUGCUCCAAGAAUGAUUACAUCAACGAACUGAGGAUUGGGCAGGGAUUGUGUCUCCUGAACAAACCUAAUGAGCUGGUAAUUCAUCACCAAUGCGGCAACGGCCGUCUGGACGAAGGCGAGGAGUGUGACUGUGGCACCAUCGCCGACUGUCAGUCCAUGAAUCCUUGCUGUGAUCCCUUCACCUGCCGUCUUACCAAAGAAGCCCAGUGCGCUUCGGGAGAAUGUUGUGAGAGAUGCCAGUUAAAACCUCGAGGCGUAGUAUGUCGAGACGCAACCAACGAAUGUGACUUAGAAGAGACCUGCACAGGCCUGUCAGGUAUUUGUCCAGCUGAUGCACAUCGGAAGAAUGGCGAGCCCUGCGAAGAAGGGAAAGGCUACUGUUUUGCAGGACAGUGCCCUACGCUAAGCCUCCAGUGUGAAAGGAUCUGGGGCCCUGGAACUGUUGGUGCUGAUAAAGAGUGCUUUGAGCAGUUCAACUCGAAGGGAGCUGUGACUGGGCACUGUGGGAAAGAUAGCAGUGGGCAUUAUAUUAAGUGCGAGACUGAAAACGUUCGUUGCGGUUCUCUGCAGUGUCAACUCGGGAAUAGAUAUCCAGUAGUGUCGGGUAUGGAUGAAUACUACACCAGAACUGUUAUUACCAUCAAGGGUAAUGAGUAUGAAUGCAAAGCAACUACGGGUCUUCCAAAGCACUCAGAGAUCGGGCCUCUUGGCCUGGUCCGGGACGGCACGCCGUGUGGGGACAACCUCGUCUGCGUGAAUCAAACGUGCACCUCAAUCUUUCCGUACAUAGACCACACCAAAUGCCCCACCGACCAUAACAACAACGAGUGUUCUGCUAAAGGGGUCUGCUCCAACCUCAACAAGUGCGUCUGCAACCGCGGUUGGACCGGCCCCGACUGUUCUCACCACGACGCCCUGCCACCGUCCCCAACACCAUACGUCCCCGAGAACGCCACCAAAGCAGCCUACAAUAUGACUAAAAAGGAAACACCGUAUGAGAACUACCACGGCUCGAACACGGUGUUCCUCGUGGCGGUGCUCAUGUCUGUGGUAGGGGGGGUAUUCAUAGUAUUUGCCCUGAGCGCUCUCUGCUACAGGUCAGUCGUAGUACACAAAAACUUCUCCCUGUGCCUAAGGAAAAAGAGUACGCUGCCAAAGUACGAUCCACCGUACGUGAAAAAACCCAUCGCCAAGAGCUUCGCUGCUGGUUCGACGACUUCUAAUAACUCUCAAGAAGACAUUUCACUGGACGGGGGCAAAAUGCAUUCCUUCAAUAACACUGUCAGAAACCUUUUAAGCCGUGGUGACUCAAGAGUGUUCUUCAGACACGGGAACCACAUGUCUGGAGCUGGCAAUACCAGUAGAUAUCCGGAUCACAAACAAAUGAAACGAGUGCAUUCUGGUAGUGAAGAUGAACCUAUUCAUUCAGGGGAGGAGGAUAUAGCUUUUAUUGAUGUAGCACCAAACUCAAUGGCGAAGUUGCCAGAAAAGGGUAUACUAAAGAAACAUGGUUACGGUGCUGUAGAUGGCAAGGACAAGUGGGCUGAUGACUCGCAAUCUGAGCAACUGGACGCUGGCUCGCAGUCCGACGGUCAAGAACCAGCCGGUGCUGUUGCAGAUAUGGAAUAUAAGUUUAAGGAUCUAAAUGGGUACCACGAAAACAUAAUUGUUGCGCUGAAGACAGCGGCUGCGCAGCGAGCAAGCGCUGGUGCAUCCCGCGGCUCCGGCGAUCUACGAGCCCUCCAGGAUUAUGAGUAUAAGCGCGAGCGAGCACCAAGCGCUGAGAAAAUCCACGAAGCGGAACUACGUAGGCAGCGCGCUGAAGACGAAGAGGACGAACCCCCACCUUGCGGCUCCAUCCGCAUUCGCAACUUAGAGGACCUGAUCCGACAGCUAGAGCAUCAUUCCAGCCGACAUAUGAGCCCUUCCGGCUCUGAAGAUAUCCGCAUGUCGGAAACAGAGGCAGAUAGGCAUUAUAGAAUCGAACCUGGAGAGGUCCCGUCCCGUUGCCGCGGACGCAUCCCCGGCGAGGAGGAGUCCAGGUUCGGGUACCCGCGGUUCCGCGGCAGCGGCCGCCACCACGGGCCGCUGUUCAGCGCGGGCGCAGCCGCCGCCCCCGCCGCCGCCGCGCUGCACGCCCCGCACGCGCCCCACGCGCCCCACGCGCCGCACCCCGCGCACGCCGCGCACCCCCGCGCCGCGCCAGACGACGAUGCGCUCUACGAGACGGCGGACGCGGAGCGCCUCCGCGACGCGCCCGAUAGCGAGAGCUCAACAACAGUUAGCCCGGUGGGCGAGUGA